Molecule: messenger RNA, 1800 nt
Organism: Dictyostelium purpureum
Lineage: Eukaryota; Evosea; Eumycetozoa; Dictyosteliales; Dictyosteliaceae
Exons: 1
Coding region: 1-1800 (599 amino acids)
Source: RefSeq, a predicted model, not a curated record
AUGGAUAAUAAUAAUAGCACCGAACAAUCAGAUAAUAGAGAAUCAAUACUCUUUAAUAAUAUUUGGAAAAAUAAUCUACUUAAACAAAAAAUUUUAGAUUAUUUAAAAUAUUAUAAUAGAUUAUAUUUAAAAAAAAAAGAAUUUAAAAACUAUGUGGAAUUUCUCGAAUCAGAGGAAAAGACACAAAUAACAUCACUUGUAAUCAGUCUAGGAUUUCUCAACUCUGAUAGUUUAUUCGAUUUUUUACAGAAACUACCAAGCAAUAUUGAAAGAAUAGAAAUUAAAGGUUGUAAUUUAGUAUUCGAUAUUGAUAAAUUAAUUUUACCCAAUACACUUAAAUCAAUUAUAUUCAAUAACAAACCAAAUAAGAUGCAAGCCAAUAUUGAAAUCUUUUUAAUAGACCAAUCUUCCUCUUCCUCUUCCCCAUCACCCUCUUUAUUUGGUUCCUUUCUUUCAAAAAUAAAAAAAAAACCAAUUCCAAAAACUAUACCCUCAGCUCAACCAAUAUAUAAUUUGGUUUCACUAGGACUUGGGCAAUAUCUCGAAAAAAUUUUAAUAAAUUAUCAUUUAUCAAAAGCAAUAAAUCUUCGUUAUUUAAUACUCAAUCACGAAUUUUCAACCCCGAUUUUAGAAGGAAUGCUUCCUAAUCAACUAUAUAGUUUAAUUAUAGAUGACAACUAUCCAUUUAAUGAAUUAUAUUUCCCAAAUAAUUUAAGAAAAUUUCAAAUGGGUCCAAACUCUGUUUUAAAAUAUUCAUCCAUAUUAGAGAAACUGCCAGUAACUUUGGAAUAUCUUGUGUUACUUGGUCAUUUUAAUCAUAAUAAUGGAAGUCCAAUCAAAUCAUUAAAACAAUCACCAAAUUUAAAGAGUUUGAUCCUACCCGAUAGUAUUUUUCAACCAAAACAAAACAAAAAAGACAGCGAGUUAUUAAAAAAUCUUUUCUCAACCAAAUCUUUUACUUCAAUAACCUCUCUUUCACUAGGAUCAGCUGAUAAAACAAUGUUUAAAGUAGAUUUCGAUAUUGGCCUUCUACCUCCAACUCUAAAGAAACUCAAACUAUCCUCUUGUAUUGCAAUAAAGAAUGAUGAGGCAAAAAGAGGGUUUCCACAAAGCUUAAUAAAGAUUAGUGCAAAUGCACCACAUCUUUCGUGUAAGUUUGAAAACGCAUCAAAUAUUCAGUUCAUAAAAAUAAGUCUUUUUAAUAGAUCAAGUGAUAUCAAUUUUGAAAGGUUUCAAGGAUUAAAAUCAGUAAGAUAUAACUUUAUUUCAAUGGAAAAAGAAGAUAUUUUAUUUAAAAUCAUACCCAAAACUGUUAGAAAUAUAGAAAUACUUGCAACUGAUUUAGACUUUUUUAAAACCAUCGAAUUACCUUUUUCAGCAUCAAAUAUACAAUCAUUAAAAUUAGAUCCUCUUCUUUCAAUGAAUAUAAUAAAAUUAAUAAAAUCAAAUACAUCAUUACCAGUAUUCCCACCAACACUACUUUUAUUGGAUCUAAACCUCUAUCUUUUAAACACAGAUUAUUACCAGGAUGUAUUUAAAAGUCAAUAUUUUUGGGCACCAUCAUUAAAAGAAGUGAUACUCAGAGGUGUUGCAACACCAAUAACUUCAAUACCAGAGACAUUAAAAACUAUUUAUAUUUCGAGCAAAAGUCCUGUUUUCGAAAAAAACUCAAUAUUUAAUCAAUUAACACCCCACAUUAAAUCUUUGGUUAUAUUCGAUACUGAUAAUGAUCAUCCAGUUAAUAAAAUACAAUCAAUUUCAAAUCUAUAUAGAAAUUUAAAAAACAAAUAUUUAAAUUAA